Botrytis deweyae is the source of this 2526-nucleotide messenger RNA. RefSeq lists its product as uncharacterized. The transcript has 4 exons. NCBI's taxonomy places the organism in Eukaryota, Fungi, Ascomycota, Leotiomycetes, Helotiales, Sclerotiniaceae. The coding region runs from base 1 to 2526 and encodes 841 amino acids. Gene Ontology annotation, biological process: intracellular signal transduction. The record is from RefSeq and is a predicted model, not a curated record.
AUGGCUCUCUCGCCUUCUAUUUCACCCCACACCACUACGACCACCACCACUACCACGAGAAAUACCACUUCCACUUCCACCUCCACCAUCUCUAAAACUCCCAAUUCCUCUUUCCAAUCCGGACAUCAUUCAAACUCAAACUCCCAUUCGGUUUCGGUUUCGAAUUUGAUUGACACAAGUAACAUUCAAGAUCGUAUUGUCCCGUCCUCUCUUACCCAUAAAUCCCAUCCUACACAUAUCUCAACCACAUCUACAUCUACAUCUACAUCUACACCCACACCCACACCCACUCCCACUCCCACCACUUCCACUUCCACAUCCACUUCCACCACAACCACCACCGCCGCAUCAUCAUCUACCUCAGCCUCAAGUUCACCACCACCACUUUCGGAUAGAUCCAUUCGAGAAGGCGAAACUAGUCAAACUUUUACGAGAGAUUCCUCCAAUUUCUUAUCUUCAGUAAAAUUGUCGGUUCGACCUCUAACUUUUGAUUCAAAAUCUUCGUUGAUACCUCGCGAAUCGAGUGCAAAGGAACUGAUACCUCGCACGUCUAAUAAUACUCCCUCUCAUAAGCAAAAUCGUCAAUCGACUAGCUCAUUAAGACAAAACCGAAGUGGCUUGUUCACCUUGGCUGUAUUGGCAAGAGACAAAACUAGCAACGCAAUUGCAAGUUUGGCUGAACCCGCGUUACGUUCACGUCCGUCAUCAGGCAAUAUUUUAGAUUCACAUCCAGAUCAAAACACUCCUUUGAAUAGUAUUAAAAACAGGUCCAAGUCGGCAGAAGUUUUAGGAAGCAACGUAGAUCACACUGAUUUAUCCUCUUCGCCCGGCGAAAACUCAACAUCAACUGCCUCCCACACAAUUUCAGAGGAUACACCUCCCUCCCAUUCCCUGGGUCGUCGUCAGUCGUUACUUGGUACCAACCCUCCCUCGCAGGCGUACUCGAAUACUGCUGCAGAUACCCCACCGUUGAUCCACUCAAAUCACAGGACGACAAAUUCAAGCAAGAUGCAUCAAACAUCGUCGCGCUUGUUGCGCAUGACGAGCGAUGACAGGCCAUUCACGAGAGAUUUCAAAGAUUUAUUCGCAACGUUGGUAGUCAGUUUACCACUGGCAACGCACCGCAUACGAUUAACUAGAGUGGAACAUUCGUUUCUUUCAGAAGAGGCUAUCAACAACUUGGGUUCUUUAAAAUUCUCACAAUCGAAUCGUAUGCCAGAUCCAAAAGACCCCUCACGUAUUGUCACCACCACCACGACAACCACAUUUUCCAUGGCGCGGGAAAUGGCUCGAUCAGUAUGUCAACGUUUCCUCGAUGCACGAUUUAUCGAAUCUGCGGACGGAAAGCAAGCAAAGGACUUCACAAUGAAGGGAUCCAUAUGGCAGUUGACACCAAAAGGUAUUCAUGUUUUGGAAAGAUUUUGCUCGAAGAAUGGAAUCCAACAAAGACAUGUCGCAGAACUUGUCGCAUCCCCAAGGAACACAAUGCAAUUGGUUAUUCUAGAAAGAGAUUCUGCUACGGACAAACUUUCCUCGGAUCGAAGCACAAUUGAGGUUAUUUUCCGCAGGUUUGUUGGUCAAAAUGGACCGAAUAUCAAGACCAGCACCACAUCAGCUGAUUCGGAUUCUUUGAGCGAGUACAAGGAUGGAAUUGCUGGUGUGAGAAUGGCAGGAGAGCGUAAAGUUGGAUCGCCACCCAGAACUGUUUAUCAAACAUUUACUGGAAAGGCUGCUUGUGACUGGCUGAUGGAUUGUUGUACGACGGUGGAUAGACGGGAAACCACAGAAGUUGCGUCGCUAUUUUUGGAGCAGGAACUAAUCUGGUGCGUUCAGCCCGAUAGGCAAUACCAGCAACAACUCCCUCCUUCAGAUGACAAGAAGGAUUUCCGAUUCCAGCCUACAAAGUAUGCCUACUACCAAUUAUCACAGAAAGGCAAGGAUGUGAUCAAUAUGACUUCGAGAGAUCGUACUUCAGAGAGCGAAGGAAGUUCAGCAGCUGUCAGAGCUGGUGUAUCCCGAGAUUCGAAUACACAAAAGUUGGACAAAAUUCUUAAUGAUGCCGCACUUCGUUUACUUUUCCGCGAAAACCUUCGAGAUACCCAUUGUGAGGAGAACUUGUCUUUCUAUCUAGAUGUCGAGGAAUUCUUGAAGUCAUGCAAAGCAGCCGUGAGAAAUGUAGACCCAACCAGGGGUAAAUCAGGAGGAAGUCUCGAUUCCGUCAAGGAAACUAUGGCCUCAGCCUAUGGUAUUUACAAUGCAUUCUUAGCUCCCGGCUCACCUUGCGAACUUAACAUCGAUCAUCUGCUCAGGAAUCAAUUGGCUACUAGAAUGACCAAGGCUGUUGGACAAGAUGCUGCUAUGGUUGAGAGUUUGAAGGAAGUCACAAAGUUAUUUGAAGAGGCUCAAUUAUCGGUCUUCAAGUUGAUGGCUAGUGAUUCCGUACCAAAAUUCAUGAAGAGCUCAAAAUAUGAACAAACUCUUAAGAACUACGAUUUCGAUUCAAUAUCUCCAAAUGGACAACGAUAA